Spodoptera littoralis (African cotton leafworm) is the source of this 846-nucleotide messenger RNA. NCBI's taxonomy places the organism in Eukaryota, Metazoa, Arthropoda, Insecta, Lepidoptera, Noctuidae. The record is from the annotation of a GenBank genome assembly.
AUGGCAGACGCAUUAUUUGGUUGGGAUUUAACUUUUAAGACCGUGGAGAAAGACAUAAAACGCAAAUCUGAUGUUAUCAUUGCAUUUGUUCAUUGGAACCUAACGAAGAAGGGAUUUAAGAGUAUUGGAAUUGGAGAUGAGAGGACAUUAUCUGGAGAUGAAGAAAAAAGUGAACUGUUACCAACUGGCUGGAAUGAUAAGGAAAAUUAUGCCCUGCGAUAUGUUCUCAAUAACAAACUAUUUAUUCUGCAUGGAUUGAGUACUGAUGGCAAUCUCAUCAUCAAUCUCAUGAGAUCAGAAGAUUUGGCAGUGUCCAAUAUAGCUAUAAAGAUAGAAGAGACUGUGAAGGAUUUAUGUGGUCCUAUUGAUAAGAUUAUGCCCAAUCAUAAGGAGUUAAUAUACAAUGUGAAGCGGGAUUUAAUUGACAUAGUCACGGAAAGAUCAACUUCUAAUACUGAAACUCAAACUUCAAGGAGUGAAUCAACUACAAGGAGGCCACCAGAAGAUCCACUAAGGGUUCCACCCCGGCCUAUGCCUGGUGUGAACCCCGACACCCCAGACCUAUGGGGAAUGCCACCACCCCGUCUGUCAAACAUUGGCAGUUCUGACCUGGAUCCGUUUGCGCCUGGCGGUGGCGGCAUGCUAUUCAACCCUUUUGAGCCUCGCCGAGACCUUGAGAAUCCUGGUCUGGGUAUACCUGGCGGCUUACCAAGAGGGGCUGUACCACCGGGAGCUCGUUUUGAUCCCUUCGGUCCACCUGGCGGUCCCAUGCCUGGUCGCCGGCCAGCACCGCCUGAUGCAGAUCACCUACCGCCUCCCGGCUUCAAUGACAACAUGUUCAUGUAG